AUGGCCAAAAAACAAUCUGGUUCUCUUAGCCAAUUUCUGAAAAAAUUUAAAAGUGAUGUUUUGCCCAAUGAUAAUUGUGAGUCCAACAAAACUGUAACCGAGCCUAAUUUACCGGGUACAUCCACAUCCACACAAUUUGUUGAUGAUUAUUCCGACCAUAAAGUAUCUUCAGAAUCAAUGGAAGAUUUAGAGGAUAUAGGGAAAUGGCCAAAAGUUACUGAAAAAAUCAGAGUACUUUUAAUCGAAAAAGGACCUCUUCAAACUAAACUGAUUAAAUAUCAAAAGGAUGCAAAAGGACGAAAAUUAAACAAUGCAUAUUUCAACCGGAAAAUGGAAAAUGGGGAAACUGUUUUAAGAACAUGGUUAUUAUAUUCCCAAUCUUUAGAUUCUGUUUUCUGCUUUUGUUGUAAGAUUUUUGCGACUCCAGAAUCUAGCAAUUUUACCGAAGGAUUUCAAGAUUGGGGAAACUUAUCAAAGGCCUUACAUCGACACGAAACAAGCAGAAAUCACAUGAAAAACUUUCUUAAAUGGAAAGACUUAGAAAGAGAAUUAAAAAAUAAAACUACCAUUGACUGUCAAGAACAAAUUAUAGCGGACAUGGAAAGGAAACAUGGAAUACUGCUUUGUGUUCACUAA
Molecule: messenger RNA, 636 nt
Organism: Diabrotica virgifera virgifera (western corn rootworm)
Lineage: Eukaryota; Metazoa; Arthropoda; Insecta; Coleoptera; Chrysomelidae
Product: zinc finger MYM-type protein 5-like
Exons: 3
Coding region: 1-636 (211 amino acids)
Source: RefSeq, a predicted model, not a curated record